Antechinus flavipes (yellow-footed antechinus) is the source of this 7994-nucleotide messenger RNA. RefSeq names its product general transcription factor IIA subunit 1 (gene GTF2A1). The transcript is spliced from 9 exons. The record is from RefSeq and is a predicted model, not a curated record. Gene Ontology annotation, biological process: transcription initiation at RNA polymerase II promoter; transcription by RNA polymerase II. Gene Ontology annotation, cellular component: transcription factor TFIIA complex. The coding region runs from base 2492 to 3634 and encodes 380 amino acids. Lineage: Eukaryota; Metazoa; Chordata; Mammalia; Dasyuromorphia; Dasyuridae.
AUGGAAAAAAAUCUGAGUUGGCCGGCUUCUGGUUAUUUGCAUUCUGGAUCAAUGCGGCCUUUGAACUUUUCAAUUCAGGCUGUUGUGCUUAUACCCUAAACACUAUUUCUGUCUUCAUAGUGUCUAGGAUUUUUACAUAUCAUUGUUUUCUUAAGUAAAGGCAAAUAACAUACAUCCAUGGAUAAUGAGAAUACCUAGGACUAAAAUUACUACUUAAAGAAUGCCAUUCCAUGAGGCAUAUUUCCCCUAAGAACACAGAUUUAAGAGUGGGAUGGACCUUUAAAUACAGUAGAUUAAUGAAUCAGUCAAUAAACAUUUAUGUGCCAGCUAAGCAAUGGAAAUACUAAGAUAAAAGAGCCCUUGCUCUCAAGAUCAUGGUCUAAUGGGGAAAGACAACAUGCAAACAACUAUGUGCAAGCAAGCUACAUACAGGAUACAUGGGAAAUAAUCAACAGAGAGAAAGCACUAGAAUUACGGGGCAUCAGGAAAGACUUCCUGUAGAAGGUAAAAAUAUAGCCAGGAUUUGAAGAAAACCAGAGAAAUCCGGAGGCGAAAAUGAUGAGGGACUGAAUUCCAGAUACAGAGAGGGAAGUGCAAAAGCCCUUGUCGGGAGGCUGAGGGUAUUGUUUGAGGAAUCACAGAGGCCAUUGCCCCAGAAUUGGAGUAUUUUAGUUGAGAGGGACCUUGGCAUGAGGAUUAAGAUGUAAAAAGACUGGAAAAGUGGAGGGAAGGGGAGACGGGCAGUUUAUGAAGAGCUUUGAAUGCCAAAGCACUUAAGUACUCGCUAUAGGGCAAGACCAGUGCUAAGUAGGUAAAUUAAAAAAAAAAAAAAAAAAGCUAUCCUUUAGCCUUGAAGAAUUUACAUUCUAAAAUAAUGAAGAUACAUCGGGGAGAGGUGGCCUGGGAGAUGCAAUUUGGUCGACCUAGUUAAUGAUGUGGAGCAUUUCAAGAAUUGAAGUGGUAGAGAGAGUCGGGGUUGCUCACGUGGCUUAAUAAACUGCUGAACUGAAUUUAGUGUGUAAACCCUAGAAAUACUAAAAAUCAGAAAAGAUUGAUGCUGUCUCUUGAUGAUGACAGAGAACUAAAGAAAUUAUUCCAAGACAAAUUGCCAAUAGAAUGCUAAAAUUAGAUAAUAUGAACCUAACGUAUUUCUACUAAUCGGACUUAAAAGUAAUAAAGGACAAAUGUGUUAAUAUGUGAAAAAAAAAGCUGGAGAGGAGCGCUCUACCCCAUCUAAUUUAAAAAUUAUACAUCCAUAAGUGAACAAAACCUUAUGCUCCAUCUCCUUUACUGGAAUUGCGUGCAGCAGAUAUUUUCGGGACAGAACACUGUAGGCGCUUCUUCCGGAGAAGCGCGAACGUGGUGCUCUAGCCAAGCAGCAGCAGGGAGAGCUCGUACCAGGUGUCUCUCGGUUUUUGGAGUGAUGACUCCGCAGAUCGAAACUUAAAUCAGUGACCGGCUCGGUGGGACAGAAAAAGGAGUCACAUGAUCAAUUAAUCAUCGGCCUACCCCCCAAGUCCAGAGCUAACAGGGUUUCAAGUAAGCGCCACUUCUGAAAUUUCGCCCAGCUCAUGCUGCGCGCCCCGAGGGACUAGAGAACGGGCGACCGCUCCUAGACUCGCAAGCUGCUUCGAUUGAAGCUCCCGCCUUUCUCUGGAGCCGGUUUAGCCUUUUUUUUUUUUUUUUUUUUUUUUUUAACUCUUAUCUUACCAAAGUGAGAGACGCAAAAAGAAACUUCCGCCUGGGUCACGGCGGAGGCAAGCCACGUGACCCCGGCACGAAAGGCGAUUGGGAGUGGGGGGGGGCGGGAGUAAGCCGGUCAAUUUCCCAGCUCCCCAGCCUCGGUUCCCUCCCCACCUUCGCACCGUGCGGAGACGUCCGCCGACCGCGAGUCAUUUUGGCAGUCUCGCGCGCCCCCACGCGUGCGUGCACCCGGCCGCUCUCGCGGUGUCUCGCACCGCCUACCUACCUCCCCCAUUCUUACUCCUCCCUCUUCUACUCCGCUCCUUCCCUCCUCCCUUUUCCCUCCCCUCCCUUCCCCUCCCCUUCCUCCUGCCCCUGUCUCUCGACGGUGGUGGCUCGCGCAGCUCGUUGGCUCACUAUAUAAAGGAGAGAAGCGGGCGGAGAAGACGGCUGGUGGCUGCAGCCCGUGCGGCGGCGGCGAUAGCGGCAGCGCGGGGGGCGGCGACCGGUGGCGGUUUCGCUCCUUUGCCCCGGGCGGGGGGCGGGGAACGCUCCCCUGGACCCCCGAAGGGUCGAUUUUUUUUUUUUUUUAAGGGCGAUUCUCGAAGAUCUCAGCUCCCGGAGGAUCCCCUCCCUUCACCGCCCCCCCCCUUCCCCCUACUCCACCUUCGGGAUUCGAUUUCAUUUUUCAUUUUUUUUUUUUUAAUCUCGGUGAUCUGGUUACAGUCGGGGUCUUUUGUUUUUGUUUUUAUUUCUUUUUUUUAAUUUCUUUUUUUUUUAUUUUUUUGUUGUUGUGUUGUGUGUGGAAAUGGCGAACUCGGCAAAUACAAACCCCGUGCCCAAAUUAUAUAGAUCUGUCAUGGAAGAUGUCCUUAAUGAUGUAAGAGAAGUUUUCCUGGAUGAUGGAGUAGAUGAACAAGUCCUUAUGGAAUUAAAAACAUUAUGGGAGAAUAAGCUGAUGCAAUCUAAGGCAGUAGAUGGAUUUCAUUCAGAAGAACAAUAUUUAAUACAAGUGCAGCAACAACAGCAGCAGCAGCAGCAGCAGCAGCAACAUCACCAUCAUCACCAUCAUCAACAAGCACAACCCCAACAGACUGUGCAACAGCCAUCCCAAACUCAACAGGUCCUUAUCCCUGCAUCACAGCAAGCAGCACCGCCUCAAGUUAUUGUGCCAGAGUCUAAGUUGUUACAACAUAUGAAUCCCUCAAGUAUGAGUGCUGCUGCUACUGCUGCUACCUUGGCACUGCCUGCUGGAGUUACUCCUGUUCAGCAGAUUAUAACUAAUUCAGGUAAUUCAGGCCAGAUUCUACAGGUAGUCAGGACUGCCAGUGGUGCCCAGUACAUCCUUCAGCCGCAGCAGUCAGUGGUUUUGCAGCAGCAGGUUAUACCACAGAUGCAGCCUGGGGGCGUACAAGCUCCUGUUAUACAACAGGUUUUGGCUCCUAUCCCUGGAGGGAUACCACCACCAACAGGUGUCAUCAUACAACCUCAGCAGAUCUUAUUUACAGGAAACAAGACACAAGUCAUCCCUACCACAGUGGCAGCUCCCACUGCAGCACAAGCACAGAUCACUCCAACUGGUCAGCAGCAACCACAACAGCAGACUGCCCAACCACAAGCUCCUUUGGUGCUACAAGUAGAUGGAGCUGGGGACACUUCAUCUGAAGAAGAUGAAGAUGAAGAGGAAGAUUAUGAUGAUGAAGAAGAAGAUGAUAAAGAGAAAGAUGGAGGAGAAGAUGGACAAGUUGAAGAGGAACCCCUGAAUAGUGAAGAUGAUGUGAGUGAUGAAGAAGGACAGGAACUAUUUGAUACAGAGAACGUUGUUGUGUGCCAAUAUGAUAAGAUCCACAGAAGUAAAAACAAGUGGAAGUUUCACCUCAAAGAUGGCAUUAUGAAUCUUAAUGGAAGAGAUUAUGUGUUUUCCAAAGCCAUUGGAGAUGCUGAAUGGUGAAGAAUUGCCUUUAAAAAAAUAAACAAACAAAAAAAGGAUUAUUAAAGCUGGACUGGUUGAAAACUUAGGACAUACAUUUCAACCAAAAUUACUUCUGCAUGUCAGAAAAGUAUGGUAGAAGCAAAGCUACUGGAACAAAGAUUGACCAUGACAGCGUAGACACUACUUCAGACUGGCAAACCAUGGAACUAUAGCACCUGGCGUUGUUGAGAGCUGAGUUUUUGUUAGGAAUACCAUAAUUAUCACUUCAACAUACAGGUACCUACAGCCAGUAAUUAGCAUGUAAGACUUUGUUGCCAUCUUUCUCCCUCUAACUUGUUAAAUCAGAAAAUAUUUCUUGGAACAAAUUGAAGGAACUCUUCCCUUUUGAUAGACUGAUCUGGAACUUCUUGUGUGUAGUCAUUAUAUAGACUAAAUUUGUGUGGGGGCUUUUUACAAAAGGGAAAGAAUUAUGGUAUUGAAUUAAAAUUCUCUUGUAUAAGGAAAAGAUUUAAAUUCUAUUUGAUAGGUCUUAAGCAAUUUUACUUGCCAUUAUCCCUCAGUGAUAUUCCUUCUAUAUCCCUACCCCUUCCUUUUCUCAGCAUCUGUUUAAGAGAAAAGAAUAUAAUCAGUGAUAAUAUUCAUAGGAUCAUAGACUUAGCACUGGAAGGGGCCUCAGAGGUAUUUUACCAGAACCUUGUUUUAUAGAUGCUGGAAUUUGAACCCAGGUUCUUUGCUGGAUUUGGACUCAUUCUUAUACCAUAUUGCUUUCCAGUUAAAUUCACUUUUGGAGGCCACAUCUUUAUUUGACCUAAAACUUUAUAUAUUAUCUUAAAAAUUAAGUUUUUAAAAUCUAUUCAGUAUAAUUCAAAAACUUUUUACAGGAGUUGAGAGGAAAUAACAGUGGUAAGUUUAAUCUCCUUAAGGAGGGCCUGUCCCGCUUUCCUCAUCCUUUUCCCCCUUUUAAAGCCAAAUUGGCUCCUCAGGAAUAGUUUUAUUUCAAAGGGUACCAUCUGAUUAAAGUUGUAUAUACAUGUGCAAAUACAUUGAUUUAUUCCUAUAAUUAGGCUGAAAUUUAUCUUGGUGAGUUUACUCUCCAAGCUUUUAGAUAUCCAGUGCAUUUAUUAUAGUUGAAGGUGAGGACACUGAUUUUAUUAAACAAUUUAGUUACUAUGAACAAGUUUCUUGUGCUUAUUGGGAAAGAAUAGCAAAACUUGAUAACAAAAAUCUAAUUGUCAAUGGGUGUUUUUGAAGUGACUCUUAGGUAAAACCUUUUUUGCUUAUGUGUGAAUGUGUCCUUCUUGUUUACGUGGCAGCCCUACUUUUAAACCAAGUGAUGGGCCAGUGUAAGCAGCUACUCCAGUUCAGCAGAAAGGAAGAUAGUGGUUUUGGGCUAGAUAGUAGUCACAGUUCAGUGUCCUACCAGAGAUUCUAUAACUGUGUAGCACUGUAAUGUUUACUUAUCUCAGCUACUUGGGAGAGGAUCAGUUAUUAUCCUUAGUAAACUAAAAGGACAUUUUCAUGGACAUUGUUCCUUAUGGAUACUUAAAAUUUUGUCUUGGUUUUGGUUGAUAAAACUCCAAAUGUAUUUAACCUCCUGUAUAUUUAAAUUGCUUUUCUUUUCCCUCUUCCAUCUUAGUCUUCCUUUUACUUGCCUCUCAAUAUGUUUGCAGCAGUAGCUUACAUGAAAACCUUAAAGUACAUUGCAAGGAAGAAAACUGUGAUGAACCAUUAUAUGGGUUUUUUAACACCACUUAGAUCUCUAAAAUUGUCUCCUCACCAGAGAGCCUAAUCAAAUUACUGCCCCUCUUGUCUUUGCUUAUAUGUUGUAAACCUCAUUAUAAAGUUGGUUUCCAGUCACAUUAAUAAUAAUUAAGUGCUGUUUUGAUGUAAAGAUUUUGAGUAUGAUUUUUAUUUUGAUUUGUCUUAAUUAAUUUAGGAUAUAAUCUAAGUCUUUUUUAGAAAAAAGUUUGUUUUUAAUUACCACUAUGCUAAAAGCACAUGCAAUUUUUUUGGAGGUCAUUUAUAUGCUGGGGUGGGGUGGGGAAACCAGACUAGUUAACCCUUACUUUUUUUUUUUUUUGAAUUGUCAGGUAGUAAAGCUGCCAAAUAGGUUUGUUUACUCAAAAAAAAUCAAUCAUCUACCUGAAAAAGUUUAGCAAUGCUGCACACAAUUGAACAAAUGAAAUCUUUUAGCUUCUUAGCAGUUUUACUACUAGAACCCAUGUUACAAUAUGCUUAUUCUCUUUUGUGUCUUGGGGUCUUCUGUGGUAGACAGAUAUCUUUUUUGUUCAUAUUAGCAGCAUUAUAAACUGGCUUGUUCACUAUAUUACAUUUUGUGAUAUAACCACUGCUUUCAAAGUAAUUUUUCAGUUAUUUUUGAAGCAGGUUAAUAACCAUUUGUAUUUGCACCUGUGUCUUACAUAUUAAUUAUGGCAUGCUUGGCAAAUGAGGGAUUUUUUUUUUAAAAUUACCUGUGAAGUUUUUUGAAAGCCAGUCAAACAAAAUGACUUACCAAAUUGUGCUCUUACAUAUUGCUACUUCAAGUGUUCCUUUUAAAUCAAACUUUUCAAUUUUAUUUUGUAGCAAUUUGCUGUAAGAAUGUAGCUUGCUUACCUUUUAUUGUACUUGAAUUUUAAUCAUGGUUUUAAACAUUGUAAUUAAACAGACCAUUUCAUUAGGUUCCAUAGAAUUUGUCAUUCCUUUGAAGAGGACAAGGAAUUCCCACUUUGAUUUUUAAAAUUAAUAUAACUUGUUUAUUUGAAGUAGAAGAAAUAGUUCAGUAUUAAUAUUACGGAGAUGAAAGGUUUCAAAAGAGUUAAGUUUAGAUUUGCACAGAUGGUAACAGCACCUUUUAACUUGAAAAAAUGGGGAAAUAUCUUUAACAUUAAUCAUCAGCUCUAAUGGACAUUUGCAUAGCAACUGGAUAAAGUGUAGAAAUUUGUGCCUUUCAGUAUACAGAGUCUUUGUUGGUGGUCAUUUGAAUAAGCCAGGCCACUUGAAUUCCUGAGAGGACAUUUAAUUUUUGCGGAGUUCCAAAUGUAUCUUUAAAAACUCUUAAUGUGCAAUCAAUUUCUAAAAUCAAAUAAGUAAAAUGUCUGCUAUUGAGGGGAAUAGACAUAUAAGGAACUUUAUAUUGGACUGUUAUAUUUUUAAUGUUCAAUUUUUGUUAUUGCUAAGUAAUUAAAUUUCAUCCUAAUGUUGCAUCCAUGUUGUCCCUUGCAUCAUAGGCCGCAUUGACAUAGUCCUCUGAGUAAUACAUCAUGAUUUCAAAAAUACAUGAUAAUUUUCAGUGUGUUUUUUGAGAAGCAUAGUUCUAAUAUACAAUGUUCUUAGAAAACAACAUGAAAACAUGAUGUAUACAUGUUUUCCUUUGCUAGAGUGUAAAAUGAAAAAUCAAGGGUUGGGCUUUUUCUUUCUCUUUUUUUUGGCCUUUUUUUGGGGGGGAGGGGGGUAAGGUUGAGGGAUGUGGAUUUCCCUCUGUUGAAAGUAUUUCAUGAAUACCCAAUAGCAAUAAUGUCACCAUAAACUACUUCCAUAGGGGGAAUAUUCGUAAUCCCACUACAGGAAAACAGUCAAGUAGAUUCCCAUAAGAGUUCCCUUUUUAAAAAUUUUGUAAUUUCUUCCCAUUUGAAAAACGUUCCUUUAUUUGCAGAUUGAUUUCACGCUGAAUUUUUUGUUAUUGUUUAAAAUUGUUGUGCAAUGUUAAUUGUUAAUAAGACACUUUCAUCGGCAUUUUAAUUUUUUUUUCUCUGAAGCCCCUUAUAGCCCCUGUACCAGUAUCAAAUUAAUAUUUUUCAGAUUUCCAAGUUCAACGGUUAAAUAUAGGAUUCACACACAUGCACAUACACAGUUUUGAUUCUUCCCAUUAUCAUGCUGGGGAAGUGAUAUUUAAAUUUACAUUCAUUUUUACAUAAUUUUGUUCUCAUUUACUUUCGGACAUUUGCUGUGGCUUUUAAAAAAUAAUUUUGGCUAUGCGUAUUAUGAGGAACAAAAGGAACUUUUUAUGGGAGAAACUAUUUUGGGUUAUUUACACCUAUAGUCCAGUGUGUAUCAAGGUGUACCAAUGAACUACAAUAUUUUUUUGGUAGGGGGAGGGACUCAUAUCCUUUUUUUGCUGUUCUGAGCUACAAUUGUCAACUGCUGUUGUACAUACUAUUAUGUGUACGGGGGUAAAUAUAUUUAUUAUGUUUGUAAAAGUCAUUCUGUACAAUUACAGAUCAAGGUUGCUCUUCUGUGAUAUACAGGAUAUUAUGUUUCAAAGGCCAUGCUUGGAAUACAAUUAGAGAACUUAGUAUUUUGAUGUACUAAGACCUAUUUUAAGUUUAAUAUUUUGCCUUUGCAAAAACUUUAAUUAAAGAUGUUAUUUAAAAAAAAAAAA